Molecule: messenger RNA, 1351 nt
Organism: Vigna radiata var. radiata (mung bean)
Lineage: Eukaryota; Viridiplantae; Streptophyta; Magnoliopsida; Fabales; Fabaceae
Product: UDP-D-apiose/UDP-D-xylose synthase 1-like
Exons: 4
Coding region: 16-570 (184 amino acids)
Source: RefSeq, a predicted model, not a curated record
UUAACUCUAAGUGAAAUGCAAAGAAUUGGAAAGAUCUCAGAGUCAUUCUACAACUUUCCCUCCUCUCAGCUUUCCUUCUCAUCUUUCCCUCUUAUCUCUUUCCUAAUCACAAAUCGUCAUCAAGCCAUUAUUCAUUGUCUCUGUUCUUCUGGAGCAUUUUCCCUCCAUCAUCUGGAACCAUCAUCUUCGUCGAUCCAUCAGCCUCUCGUCGAACCAUUUAUGGAGUUCUCAUCCUGCGACCAUGGAACUUUUGUUGUCGUCUUCAUCAUUUUCUCUCUCGAGUGCUUCUUAGCCAUCCACAUUUUCUUCAGAGAUUCACAGGUUUACUCAAAGGUGAGUGGAGAAAAAACUCCUGAAACCCCAACCAUUGAUGUGAGCUCAAAAGAAUUUUAUGGUGAGGGAUAUGAUGACAGUGACAAGAGAAUUCCUGACAUGACCAUAAUAAACAAGCAGCUUGGUUGGAAUCCUAAGACUUCGCUCUUCAACUUGGUGGAAUCCACUCUGACCUAUCAGCACAGGACAUAUGCUGAAGCCAUCAAGAAAGUAAUUGCAAAACCCGUUGCAGGUUAAACUUUUACAGGGAUGGUGAUUUGUUACCUUGGAGAAGGGUGUCAUUGCAAAGUUCGAAACUUUGGUCUGGUAUGCUUUGGGAAUGGAAUAUUCCUCACAAUGUUCUGAAUGCUAGUCCCAAGGUUUGUGAAAUUAUAUUGUUGGUAUCUUCAAAACCCUAAUUCCUCUUUUUUUAGCCAUUAUGUUCCCUCACCUUCUUUGGUUGUUGUUGUUUGAAUCUUUGGUGCUAAGAAGAGCAUUGGCGUGAAUAAUUGAGAAGUUCAUGGAUUUUUUAUUAUGUUUUUUCCCUCUAUUCUGUCUCAUGAUUGCUUGGAGCAACCAUUAGCUUUUUCUUUGUCCAACCAACUCCAAAAGCCUAAUUUUUUGGCUACUCAGCUGAUGGAUAUAUUUUCUACUGUGAUGAAGCAUGAUAAUCUAUGGUGAAUUUUAUUUGAUUGGAAAUUGUUAUUCUCAAAGGAUGAAAGCUUCUUAGUCAUAAUUUCAAUCGUUUAAUUAAUUAGAUUAUGCGUUUUAUCUACUUUGCAUUAUCAUGUAUUACUCAGUUCUUGAAGUAUGUUCUUUCUUCCUGCCAAAUANUGGUCAACUAUGAAUUAAAUUACAAUUGAUUGGAAGUAAUUGGGGUACUUUUAUUUCUAUCGACAGAGGGUUUAAUAGUAGUGGUUGCAAGUAAUUGAGGUGCUUUUAUUUGAAUAUGUACUACUUCUCUGAUAAGUUUAAUUAGGGAGCAUUUUAUUUCAAUCUUAAUCAUAUGGGUAUUGAAGUAUGUACCUUUACUUGUUCA